Messenger RNA from Ochotona curzoniae (black-lipped pika), 2414 nucleotides. Its product is annotated as interferon regulatory factor 2-binding protein 1. Gene Ontology annotation, biological process: regulation of transcription by RNA polymerase II. NCBI's taxonomy places the organism in Eukaryota, Metazoa, Chordata, Mammalia, Lagomorpha, Ochotonidae. Gene Ontology annotation, cellular component: nucleus. Gene Ontology annotation, molecular function: transcription corepressor activity. The transcript has 2 exons. The record is from RefSeq and is a predicted model, not a curated record. Bases 41 to 1861 code for a protein of 606 amino acids.
GCGGAGCAGCAGGCGGCGGCGGCGCGCGCGCGAGGGGGCCAUGGCGUCCGUGCAGGCGUCCCGCCGCCAAUGGUGCUACCUGUGCGACCUGCCCAAGAUGCCGUGGGCCAUGGUGUGGGACUUCAGCGAGGCCGUGUGCCGCGGCUGCGUCAACUUCGAGGGCGCCGACCGCAUCGAGCUGCUCAUUGACGCCGCGCGCCAGCUCAAGCGCAGCCACGUGCUCCCCGAGGGCCGCUCGCCGGGACCCCCGGCCCUCAAACACCCGACCACCAAGGACUUGGCCGCCGCUGCAGCCGCCGCCGCCGCCGCAGCCGCCGCCGCCGCCCAGGGACCCCAGCUGCCACCUCCCCCGCAGGCUCAGCCGCAGCCGUCGGGGGCCGGUGGCGGCGGCGGCGGCGGCGGCGUCUCCUCCGGCCAGGACCGCUAUGACAGGGCCACUUCCUCGGGCCGCCUCCCGCUGCCCUCGCCGGCCCUGGAGUACACCCUGGGGUCCCGCCUGGCCAACGGGCUGGGCCGCGAAGAGGCGGUGGUGGAAGGGGCGCGCAGGGCGCUGCUGAGCUCCAUGCCCGGCUUGAUGCCCCCCGGGCUGCUGGCCGCCGCCGUGUCCGGCUUAGGAGGUCGAGGCCUGACGCUGGCCCCGGGUUUGAGCCCUGCCCGUCCACUCUUCGGUUCCGAUUUUGAGAAAGAGAAACAACAGAGGAACGCGGACUGUCUGGCCGAACUGAACGAGGCCAUGCGGGGCCGAGCGGAGGAGUGGCACGGGCGCCCCAAAGCCGUGCGCGAGCAGCUGCUGGCGCUGUCCGCCUGCGCCCCGUUCAACGUGCGCUUCAAGAAGGAUCACGGCCUGGUGGGGCGCGUCUUCGCCUUCGACGCCACGGCCCGCCCCCCGGGCUACGAGUUCGAGCUCAAGCUGUUCACCGAGUACCCGUGCGGUUCCGGCAACGUGUACGCGGGGGUCCUGGCCGUGGCGCGCCAGAUGUUCCACGACGCCCUGCGGGAACCGGGCAAGGCGCUCGCCUCCUCCGGCUUCAAGUACCUGGAAUACGAGCGACGGCACGGCUCGGGCGAGUGGCGCCAGCUGGGCGAGCUGCUCACCGACGGCGUGCGCAGUUUCCGCGAGCCGGCCCCGGCCGAGGCCUUGCCCCAGCAGUACCCGGAGCCCAGCACGCCCGCCGCCCUGUGCGGGCCACCCCCGCGAGCGCCAUCCCGCAACCUGGCGCCCACGCCGCGCCGGCGCAAGGCGUCCCCCGAGCCCGAAGGCGGCGAGGCGGCCGGCAAGCUGACCACGGAGGAGCAGCAGCAGCGGCACUGGGUGGCCCCCGGGGGUCCCUACUCGGCCGAGACCCCCGGCGUGCCGUCUCCCAUCGCCGCCCUCAAGAAUGUGGCCGAAGCCCUGGGUCACUCGCCCAAGGACCCCAGCGGGGGCCCCGUGCGGGCCGGAGGGGCCAGCCCCGCAGCCUCCUCCACCGCGCAGCCCCCCGGCCAGCACCGCCUGGUGGCCCGCAACGGGGAGGCCGAGGUCAGCCCGACGGCCGGGGCCGAGGCGGUGGGCACGGGCGGCGGCGGGGGCGGCGGCACCACCCCGGGGGCGACCCCCGGCGCCCCGCUGUGCUGCACCCUGUGCCGGGAGCGCCUCGAAGACACCCACUUCGUCCAGUGCCCCUCGGUGCCCGGACACAAGUUCUGCUUCCCCUGCUCGCGGGAGUUCAUCAAGGCCCAGGGCCCGGCGGGCGAGGUGUACUGCCCGAGCGGGGACAAGUGCCCGCUGGUGGGCUCGUCCGUGCCCUGGGCCUUCAUGCAGGGCGAGAUCGCCACCAUCCUCGCCGGAGACAUCAAGGUGAAGAAGGAACGGGACCCCUAGGCCGCUGCCGUCCCUGCGCCCCCCGCCCCGCCGCCCGCUGCGGAUAAAUUAUUCCCUCCCCCACCCAGCCCGGUGCCACCCCACGUGUUGUACAUACCCCUCCCCUGGUCCACGCGGGUCCCCCGGGGUAGAUGCAUUGUGGGUGGGGGUAGAAGGCUUGUGGCUCCUGUCCGAGGGGCGCUGGGAGGGUCCCCGGCCCCCUCCCCAUCCCCGCCCCUCCUUGGCUUGGCUUGGCUUGUAGUUGGGAAAGAGACGUCCCGAGAACUCUGCUCUUUAUAAACGAAGCAAAAGGCAUUUUCUCCCCUCCCUCCCUCCCCUUACCUUUUUUUCCUCAUUCAAUAAAACGAAAGAUGGUUUUGUUUUUUUUUUUUUUUCCUCCUUCUUGGUCCCUUGGUCGUGUGAGCGCUGCGCCCCCUGUGGGACCGGGGCGGUCCUGCAGGCGCGGGGCGGUGGCUGUGCGGAGCGCGGCCUCCAGGUGGCGCUCGUGGCCCUGGCUGGACGGGUCGCCCGGUCCCGCCACCAGCCCGUCGUGCAGAUGGCAGAACCGAGGGCC